This is a messenger RNA of Aspergillus glaucus CBS 516.65, 1314 nucleotides long. RefSeq lists its product as uncharacterized. Gene Ontology annotation, molecular function: FAD binding; proline dehydrogenase activity. The transcript has 2 exons. Bases 1 to 1314 code for a protein of 437 amino acids. Gene Ontology annotation, cellular component: mitochondrion. Lineage: Eukaryota; Fungi; Ascomycota; Eurotiomycetes; Eurotiales; Aspergillaceae. The record is from RefSeq and is a predicted model, not a curated record.
AUGCUCAGACAAGUCAGGACUCCCCGGCCUAUUGUCAAUGCAUCCAAGCAAGCCAAACAAGCAUCAGCUCUGUCAAGACUCCCCACAAAGACCUUACUACGCUCUUUAGUCCUGACAUCAAUCAUGUCGAACCGAUGGGCACUGCGGCCUUCCCUGGCAGUACUCGGCUGUCUCUCAGAGACAAAAUCCAAGCUGUUAAACCCCGAUCGCAAUAUCUUUCUAAACAAAUUGCUGAGAUGGACAGUUUACAACCACUUCUGCGCUGGUGUGGAUCGCAGGGAAGUUGUCCGAUCUGUGGAAGGGAUCAAGAAUAUGGGAUAUCAAGGUGUGAUAUUGGGAUACGCGAAGGAGGCUGUAUUGGAUGCCGAUGAAGCUGCAAACAAUAUCAUUCCUUCGGCUGCAGGUGGUCAGCAGUAUGGUCCAAGGUGUUAUGAGAUGAUCGAGGAAUGGAAAAACGGUACUUUGCAGACGCUUCGGAUGCUCGGGCUUGGUGAUUUUCUUGCGUUAAAACUGACCGGCGCAGGACCAAUCUCCAUCGAUGCAAUGAGAGCACAAAAACCAAUUCCCGAAGCCCUCAAAAAAGCUUUACAUGAGAUAUGUGAAGAAGUCGCAAAAAAAAGAUCUCGACUAUGGCUCGACGCGGAGCAACAACCCCUCCAACCCGGACUCGACGAAUGGGCCAUUUCCUUGAUGCGAAGAUUCAACCGGAACGGAAAGGCCCUCGUAUACAACACGAUCCAGACAUAUCUGAAGAACUCAAAGGCUAACGUCGACCGCCACAUCACCCUUGCUGCAAAUGAAGGCUGGGCUGUGGGAAUCAAGCUUGUUCGCGGCGCGUACAUCGAGCAUGAAAUCCGAUCUCUGAUUCACGAGACCAAGGAGGACACCGAUCGUAACUACGAUAUGAUUGUCGAUAUGCUACUUUCUCAGUCGAGUGGUAAUCUUCCACCGACGGCAUUGUUUCUCGCGACCCAUAAUGCCACUAGUACGGAGAAAGCGUUAUCCACGCAUCGCCAGAGAGUCGCGAAUAAUCAGCCAACCGCUUUCCUGGAGUGCGGUCAGGUACAGGGAAUGGCAGAUGAGCUAAGUUGCAAGCUGGUGCAUAACUAUGAGACAUCUCAACAAGGCUACCAAUUAUCAGCGGACAAGGCUGCCGCUGUGCCUAGGGCAUUUAAAUGUCUUGUUUGGGGAUCGGUGGCUGAAUGUAUGGGUUAUCUUUAUCGGCGCGCCAUUGAGAGCCGUGGAGCGGCUGAGAGGACGAGCCAUAUGGUCGAUGCGCUUAAGCAGGAGCUGAAGCGUCGUGUUUUUGGAUAG